UGCUCGAACAACAACAACGUCUGCCCCAACAACAACAACGCCUGCUCCAACAACAACAACGUCUGCUCCAACAACAAAUACGCCUGCUCCAACAACAAAAAUGCCUGCCCCAACAACAACAACGCCUUCUCCAACAACAACAACGUCUGCCACAACAACACCUGCUCCAACAACAACAACGUCUGCCCCAACAACAACAACGCCUGCUCCAACAACAACAACGUCUGCUCCAACAACAAAUACGCCUGCUCCAACAACAACAAUGCCUGCUCCAACAACAACAACACCUGCUCCAACAAGAGCAAUGUCUGCUCCAACAACAACAACGCCUGCUCCAACAACAACAACGUCUGCCCCAACAACAACACCUGCUCCAACAACGUCUGCCCCAACAACAACAACAACAACAACGUCUGCCACAACAACAACAACAACAACAACAACGUCUGCCCCAACAACAACAACAACAACAACAACGUCUGCCCCAACAACAACAACAACAACAACAACGUCUGCCCAAACAACAACGUCUGCUCCAACAACAACAACACCUGCUUCAACAACAGCAACGUCUGCUCCAACAACAGCAACGUCUGCUCCAACCACAACAACGCCUGCUCCAACAACAACAAUGCCUGCUCCAACAACACCAACGUCUGCCCCAACAACAACAACAACGUCUGCUCCAACAACAACAACACCUGCUCCAACAACAACAACAACAACAACAACAAUGCCUGCUCCAACAACAACACCUGCUCAGAUUACAACAACGGCAGCAACAUCUGGUCUGACUGCUCUGAAUGCUAGUUUCAAUGUGAGCAUAACAGAAAAAUGUUUUCCC
Molecule: messenger RNA, 844 nt
Organism: Dicentrarchus labrax (European seabass)
Lineage: Eukaryota; Metazoa; Chordata; Actinopteri; Moronidae
Exons: 2
Source: RefSeq, a predicted model, not a curated record